This is a messenger RNA of Penicillium argentinense, 852 nucleotides long. RefSeq lists its product as uncharacterized. The coding region runs from base 1 to 852 and encodes 283 amino acids. The transcript has 4 exons. The record is from RefSeq and is a predicted model, not a curated record. Lineage: Eukaryota; Fungi; Ascomycota; Eurotiomycetes; Eurotiales; Aspergillaceae.
AUGGUAAAAAGCAUGGAAGUUACUCAGUACGGUAUCCAGGAGCUAUACCGUCCGGCAGACGAGCCAGUUGAAGUUGAGGUUUUACAACAUGCGCAGACAUUAGUUUCUCAGCUGGAGUCUGACAGGGAUCUCGAAGAUGCAGCGCAAAGACCCAUCAUCUUUGCCUUGGCAUACGCAGAGAGCCGAUCCAAGCUCGCUCAUGUCCAUUCAAUUUUCACCUGUACAUUUGCUAUCAUCUUCUUCGGUACCCCACAUCACGGAUCAAACAAAGCCAGCCUUCUUGGUAGUCUCCAAAAGAUGGCGUCAUUUUCCAUUCCAAAAACCGUGAUUGAAUUUGAAUCUGGGCUGGUCAACGCACUCGAAAAAGAAUCUGAAGUACUGCAGAAUAUCACGGACCAAUUUGCCCCAUUGAUGCCAAAUUUCCGCAUUUUUUUCUUUUGGGAGCAGGAGAAGACUGACUUCAAAUACAAAAGAGAUUAUGUUGUGGACGAAACGAGUGCAGCACCAAUUCUCGACAACACAGAAAGAUGUGGCAUCGGCGCAGAUCAUCAGGGAAUGUGCAAGUUCCAAAGUCCUGCUGAUCAAGGAUAUAGAACUGCAGUGGCAGCACUACGUCGCUAUGUUCGAGAGGCACCUGAUGUGAUUCAGAGAAGGUGUCAAAGGGCCGCAAAUCUGCAACGAGAUGAAAAAUUUCUUGAAGCUUCAGAGCUCUUGGGAAAGACUCAAACUCGUGUUUUGGCUCCCUGUCAACCCGUUUUACGUUCUUCAGAAACCGCAUUUGGUAUCUACCGGGAACAAGUCGACGAUCCUCAGACCAAUGCGCGGCCCAACCAUGGGAGUUCAUGGUUCUAG